Phlebotomus papatasi is the source of this 1116-nucleotide messenger RNA. RefSeq lists its product as uncharacterized. The transcript has 3 exons. The coding region runs from base 366 to 896 and encodes 176 amino acids. The record is from RefSeq and is a predicted model, not a curated record. Lineage: Eukaryota; Metazoa; Arthropoda; Insecta; Diptera; Psychodidae.
UAUUAUCUUCCCACCUGAAAUAAAUAUUCACAAAAAAAACCAGUUACUUUUCCUCAUAUAGCGUUCAGUUUUCCACAAAAGACUGAAGAUACUUGACCUAUACAGUGUAUUGUGUUGUGAAAAUUUCUCAAGGACUGUGACUUAUUCUUUACUUGUGUAUUUGCCAUCUAUUCAACACUGUGAAGGUUCACUCUCAAUUUUCUUCUUGCAACAACGACAUUCAAAACACUCAGUUUAAGUGAAUAAGAUCUAGUUCUGAAAUCUAUCGAAACGGAUCUAUAUUUGCUCAAGUUCUUCAAUGCAUUUGCGGUGGAUUGUUGAGAUAUUUUAGUGUGAUUGAGACUGGUUUUUGCAUAAAGAACGAUAUGGAAGCUGCUUGGAGAUUUCGAAUAAUGCUGCUAAUGGCAUUUGCUGUGAUUCUUUUUGGAGAUUUUCUAGGAUAUGGUAGUGUCAAAAGUGAUCGAGCCCCCACUAGAAAUCCAUCCAAUCUCAGGGAUGACGAUGCAGAUUUACACAUUGUUGAUGGAACAGCUCUCAACAUCCUGGAAAGCUCCCCUGAGACCCAUACAGCUGCCACGUAUCAGAUCUCAAAGAGGAAACUGACUCAAACCCUCAGAGAAUCCUGUUUGCCCAAGAUGCUGUGUGAGAUGGCAGCAAGGCCCAGUUACAAUUUGAGCGACAGGGAGCGUGAUCUCCUGACUCUGAUAAAAUCAACAACACUCACCCUGGCCAUGGCCGUAGCCCCAACUCGAUGGCAUUUUGCUGCUCAUAUGGGCCAACUUCUGAGAUCUGGAGAUUCUCUCUCGGGCACCAUUGGGUGCUCUCAACUCUGGCCACAGUGUCCAUUUAGUUCGCAGAAACUGAUGCAAUUGAGCUCAAAAGUGUCACUCAAAUAGAUGCCAAUAUCGAAUUAAUUUUACGAAACUCUUGUGAUCUUGUAUGAAUAAUGAAUGAUCUAGUCUUAUGAGGAAACUUUCAUUCAUGCAAAUUUGUUGAUAUAUUUUGACGAUAUUUUUGUUACUUUUAGAAGUGGAUUUAACUUAGGAUGUAAUAUUUUGUAAUGGAUACUUUUGUUACACAAUAAGACGGCUCAAUAAAUUGUGUUAUUGUACUUUA